Amorphotheca resinae ATCC 22711 is the source of this 2192-nucleotide messenger RNA. RefSeq lists its product as hypothetical. Gene Ontology annotation, molecular function: protein phosphatase regulator activity. Gene Ontology annotation, biological process: protein dephosphorylation. NCBI's taxonomy places the organism in Eukaryota, Fungi, Ascomycota, Leotiomycetes, Helotiales, Amorphothecaceae. The transcript is spliced from 10 exons. Bases 336 to 2192 code for a protein of 618 amino acids. The record is from RefSeq and is a predicted model, not a curated record. Gene Ontology annotation, cellular component: protein phosphatase type 2A complex; cytoplasm.
GCCGCCUCGAGUUUCUCGCAUCCGCGAUCAACGGCCGUGGCAACAUCUUGCCCUGGAGGUACGUUCAAUUGAGAUCCUCCGUCCCUUCUGCGCAGUGGCCAGAGGAGCUCCCCGUGGUAGCUUCUCCGUCAUCCUCACGACCGCAAGCCUCUUCUCUACAACUCAGUCCCGUCUCCUAUCGUCGCAGCGCCCUGCUUGACCGAGGCACAGCGAGCCAACACGCGAUCACCCUCCUACAAUACCAACACGGCCACGACAUCAUCAGGGCAGAAGCUGGCAGGCUGACUGUCUAUUGAACCUCUCUCUAUCGCCUGGGCUCUCUCGAACCUUUCGCCAUGUCGGACGGUGUAGAUAAGACCGACGAGCUCUAUCCCAUCGCGGUGCUCAUUGACGAGUUAAAGCAUGACGAUGUCCUUUUGCGAUUAAAUGCUAUACACCGGCUCUCCACAAUUGCACUUGCGCUGGGAGCGGAGCGGACUAGAGACGAGCUGAUUCCAUUCUUAGACGAAUCCGUUGAAGAUGAAGACGAGGUUCUCACGGCUUUGAGCGAAGAGCUGGGCAAUUUCGUCGAAUAUGUAGGAGGUCCAGAAUGGGGCCAUGUGCUCCUCUCACCCCUCGAGAACCUCGCUGCGAUUGAGGAGCCUCUAGUGCGAGAGAAGGCUGUCGAGUCUCUGAACAAGAUCUGUGAGGAGCUAUCUUCCCAGCAAGUCGAAGAAUACUUCAUUCCUCUCACAAUUCGACUUUCAAAAGCCGACUGGUUUACCUCAAAAAUCUCAGCGACGGGUCUUUACAACGUGCCGUACAAAAAGGCCUCCCCCCCAAUGCAGGAGCAGCUUCGACAGCAGUUUGGCCUUCUCGUUCAUGAUGAGACCCCCAUGGUCCGAAGACAGGCCGCAAACAACCUGGCAAAAUUUGUGAAGGAGAUGCCUGCCACAAUUGUUGUCGAGGAGAUGAUACCCCUUUUCCAACAUCUUGCCAGUGAUGACCAGGAUAGUGUACGGUUAUUGACGGUGGAGAUACUGAUAGCGAUUGCCGAGGUCGUGCCAAAGGAACAGCAGUCAAGUCAUGGAGUUCUUCUUACGGCGUUAAGGAGUUUGAUCGAGGACAAAAGUUGGAGAGUUAGGUAUAUGGUUGCAGAUAGAUUCGAAAAGGUUGCAAAGGCCGUGGAUGAUGAGGUCGUCUCAAGAGAUCUUGUACCAGCAUUCGUAAAGUUGCUUAAGGAUAGUGAAGCCGAAGUCCGGACAGCUAUUGCAGGGCAAAUUCCUGGCUUCUGCAAGCUUGUUGAUCGAACCACGUUGCUUAACGAUAUCAUGACCACUGUCGAGGAUUUGGUGUCAGAUACUUCCCAACACGUCCGAGCUGCUCUUGGCACCCAGAUCAGUGGUCUUGCUCCUAUUCUCGGCAAACAAGAGACUAUUGAUCAUCUUCUUCCUAUGUUCCUUCAGAUGCUCAAGGAUGAGUUCCCUGACGUCCGUCUACACAUCAUCUCAAAGCUAGAGCUAGUAAAUCAAGUCAUUGGAAUCGAGCUUCUUUCACAAUCACUCCUCCCAGCCAUUGUUCAGCUUGCGGAAGACAAGCAAUGGCGAGUUCGUUUGGCCAUUAUCGAGUACAUUCCUCUCUUGGCGAACCAACUUGGUGUUAAAUUCUUUGAUGAAAAGCUAUCUGCUCUUUGCAUGGGCUGGUUGGGCGACACUGUGUUUUCUAUUCGUGAGGCAGCAACCCACAACCUCAAGAAGCUCACAGAGGUCUUCGGUGUCGAGUGGGCAAACGAAGCCAUCAUUCCCAAGGUUAUGGCUAUGGGGGGACAUCCAAAUUAUCUCUACAGGAUGACGACUUGCUUCGCAAUCACUACCCUUGCACCUGUCGUUAGCCUUGACGUGGUGUCAAAAUCGAUUCUCCCCAUAAUGGACAAGCUCGUGGUUGACGAAAUCCCUAAUAUCCGGUUCAACGUUGCCAAGUCAUACGCCGAAUUGAUCUCUGUGCUCAAACGGCUACCCAAUGAGGGAACAAUCUACUCCUUGGAGAAGUCGGGUAGUUCGGCCCCACCUUCUCCUCGGGGUCAAGAACUCAUUGAAGAGAGGAUCCUACCGAAUUUGGAGAAGCUACAGAAGGAUGAUGAUGUUGAUGUUCGUUUCUUUGCCACUACAGCUGCUGCUGCUGCCUCUGGCGAGCCAAUGAUUACAUCGCCAUAG